Molecule: messenger RNA, 2339 nt
Organism: Erpetoichthys calabaricus (reedfish)
Lineage: Eukaryota; Metazoa; Chordata; Cladistia; Polypteriformes; Polypteridae
Product: kelch-like protein 10
Exons: 5
Coding region: 143-1924 (593 amino acids)
Molecular function (GO): protein binding
Source: RefSeq, a predicted model, not a curated record
GUUGAUGUCGAUGUUGUAAGCUUUGACAUCUUACCUGGAUUCACUAAAAGCUUGUUCAUUCUUUGAGGCUCAUUCAGUCUGAGACACUUCGACAGAAAAACAGAGGAUUAAUUAUUUCUUCCACUUAAGGGUGAUCACUAAUAUGGAAACUAAUAGGUAUACAGUGGAUUAUAGUGUGUUAAAUGAGCUGAGGCUGGAAGGUAGCUUCUUCGAUGUGGCCAUCAGUGUUAAUGGAGUGGUGUUUCCUGCUCACAAGAAUGUCCUCUGCUGCUGUAGCGUCUACUUCAGAACCCUGUUCUCGAACAGGUGGAGUAGCAAGGAGAAGAAGGUCUACAACAUCCCAGGUGUCUCUCCAGAUAUGAUGGAAAUGAUCAUCACAUUCGCCUACACAAAGACUGUGCCUGUGACAUCAGAAAAUGUACAGCAACUGCUCGCUGUAGCCGACCAGCUUAACAUACUGGGACUUAAAAACCUCUGCAGUGAUUUCCUUGAGUCUCACCUCUGCCUAGAAAAUUGUAUUGGGAUCUGUAGGUUUGCAUAUUAUUAUUGCUGCCCAGACCUGAGACUCAAGGCAUUCAGGUUUAUCUUGUACCAGUUUGAGGAUCUGGUCAGGGUGUCAGAGGAGUUUCUGCAGCUAAGUUUAAUUGAACUGUCGGACAUCAUUGAGAAAGAUGAGCUCAAUGUCAGAAAUGAGAGUCAGGUGUUUGAUGCUGUCAUGAGGUGGAUCUACUACCAGGGUGAAGAACGCAAAGGAAUCCUUGCCAAUCUUCUCCCUAAGGUGCGCCUAGCAUUAAAAGACACAAAGCAUUUUCUAGAGAGUGUGAAAAAAAGUCACCAUAUGAGUAAAAAUGAGGAAUAUAAACUUUAUGUUCUCAGAGCCAUGUUGCAGAUGAUAUAUGAUAUUGGCAUUAAUGAAGCAACUACUCAAGAGCCCAGCUGCUCCACUGCUCACUGCCGCCUCCCCUACAGCAUUUUGUUAUCUAUUGGGGGCUGGAGUAACAUUCACCCCACCAAUGCAAUUGAAGCUUAUGAUUCACGUGCUAAGAUCUGGACUGAUGUGACAUGUGAAACAGAGGCCCCCAGAGCCUACCUUGGAACAGCUUAUACAAAGGGACACGUUUAUUUUAUUGGUGGAUAUGACAAUGUGGAGUACUAUAACAGGGUGCGUAGGUUUGACCCAGUGCAAAAGGUCUGGCAGGAGGUGGCACCUAUGCAUUCCCGGCGCUGUUUUGUUAGUGUGGUUGUUCUCGAUGAUCUCAUUUAUGCCAUGGGAGGAUUUGAUGGUCACACCCGUCUUAAUACAGCUGAAAAAUUCAAUUUAGAGGCCAAUCAGUGGACACUGCUGUCUCCCAUGAAUGAGAGGAGGAGCGACGCCAGCGCAACCACACUGGAUGGGAAGAUUUACAUCUGUGGUGGCUUCAAUGGGGAUGACUGUCUCCUCACGGCAGAAGUCUACUACCCUGAAACAAAUCAGUGGUCCCUGAUUGCGCCUAUGACAAUCCAAAGAAGUGGUGUGGGAGUGAUUGCCUAUAAAGAUGAAGUUUAUGCAGUAGGGGGCUUUGAUGGUGAGAACAGCCUGAAUACUGCUGAGGCCUACUCCCCCUUGACUGAUACCUGGCGCUCUGUCUCAUCGAUGAUCACUACACGCAACAACUUUGGCAUUGAGACAAUGGAGGAUCUCCUCUAUGUGGUGGGUGGUUACGACGGCAACACCAUCUCUUCUAAGGUGGAGUGUUACAACAAGGAGACAAACGAGUGGCAAGAGGUGCCAGACAUGAAUGUGGGCCGCAGUGCAUUAAGCUGCUGUGUGCUGUCUGGAUUGUCCAAUAUUAGGGAGUACAUUGUACAUCGGGAGCCACUGAAGCCAGUCAGACUGUCAGAUGAUCGCCGGUGGUCCUCUUUCUAUAACAUGACACCAUUGUGAACAGGAGGUUUCUUGAGACGCAAUGGAAAACUGAAAAGUUAGUUGAAAUCUUUGCCAUUUACUCUUCAUCGUAUACCUGUGUUUCACACUUUUCACUUAAGAAAUCAUGGCACAAUAUGGUAGCCUCAAAUUUGCUUUAUUCAGGUUAGGGUCAUGGGAAGGCUAUCCCAUAAGCACUUGGGGCAGAACAGGAAGCUGCCCAGGAUAUGAUAUCAGUCCAUUCACACAGGACCAAGUCAUAAUCACCAACUACCACAAUAAGUACUUAACUGGGGAUGUGGGAGACAAACCUUAGGACUAGGAAGAAACCCAUGUAAGAACAGUGGCAAUGUUCAAACUCCACAAAUUUCGACACUAGCCACCUUAGAUACCCAAUGAGGUAUUGGCUUACUUGCCAGCUUUGUGAGUGCUGAUU